This is a messenger RNA of Pomacea canaliculata, 3269 nucleotides long. Its product is annotated as ankyrin-1-like. Gene Ontology annotation, molecular function: protein binding. Bases 329 to 2500 code for a protein of 723 amino acids. The transcript has 12 exons. The record is from RefSeq and is a predicted model, not a curated record. Lineage: Eukaryota; Metazoa; Mollusca; Gastropoda; Architaenioglossa; Ampullariidae.
GCUGUACCACUCACGUGGAUUACAAAAUUUGAUCGUUGCUCCUUUCCCCUUUCGCUUUAAAUUUGUUUAUCAUUGGCAAUAAAUUUUAUACGAAAUUUGAGGUCAUGAAGGCAUUACCCCCCCUUCCCCCAGAAGGCAUUGUAUACAAAAGAUCGAAGUACCCUAGCUUAGGAGAUAAAUAUUUUCUAUUAACUUUUUAUAUAUGUUGAUCGCGGAGUAAGUCUUCACAAGACGGCAAAACAAAGACUGACCGCUACAUAUGAGCCAACAUUGGUUUUGCUGGUUUUGUAGGAAAAGUGUUAUCAGAUGGUGAUUUCACGAACGUGAGAUGAAGAUGGCUGCACCUGGGAGAAAAGAAAGAAGAGAGGCCACAGACAGCAAAGCAGCAUACGAAAAAAGGGAAAAAAGAAGAAGAAUCCGAAAGCUGCAGGAGGCUAUUGAACAAAAUGAUGUUGCCACUGUUCAGGAACUUCUCCAUCAGGAGUUUGAUGUUGAUUUUCGCUAUAAAGGCCAGACAGCCCUACAAUUGGCUGUUUGCCAUGGACAGUUUGAAAUUUGCAAACUUCUGCUUGAGCGGGGUGCAAGUGUAAAUGAAACAGAUGUGGAGCUAAACUCCUUGCUGAACAUGGCUUGCUGGCAUGGUUUUGCAAACAUUUCUCAGCUCUUGAUUGACAGCAACGUGAACAAGGAUUUGGAGAAUGAUAAAGGCACAACACCAUUGCAUGCCUGUGCCAAGAAGGGACAUGCAUCCAUAGCAAAGAUUUUGCUGGCUGCUGGUUGUAACCCAAAUAGCCCUGACAGAUUUGGCUGUACACCAGCAUACAUUGCAGCUCGAGAAUCACAUGUGCAGGUGAUGGAAGAACUGGUUUAUGCUGGAGCAGAUUUGGAUUGGGUAGAUCAGAACUAUCGAACCCCCCUUAUGGUUGCAGCAGAGCAGGGGGAUGUAGAUAUGGUGAAGAUAUUGCUGGCUGGAGGGGCACAGUGUGACAAACAAGACCGUCAUGGAAACACAGCCUUGCUAGAUGCUGCAGCUAACAGUCAGAAAGAGGUGGUGAAGGUGUUGCUUCGGUACCAUGCUAACCCUGACAUCCCAUGCACUAAAGGCAGCACACCCCUGCUUGAGGCUGUACGCAGCAGCAAUCUUGAUAUUGCUCAAAUGCUUAUAGAGGCUGGCUGCAACAUCAAUUUGUCAGACCGUUUGAGUCAUGCUCCCAUUCAUGAGGCCAUCAGACAAGUAGCUCAGUAUUUUGACCCAGCCAUGAGCAGCACAGCAGUCAGCUUAGUGAAGCAGCUGGUUUCCAAAGGAGCUAACUUGAACGUUGCAGACAAUCAAGGCUGGAGGCCUAUUUACCAAGCAGCCUAUGGUGGAAACAAGGAAUUAACACAGCUGCUGUUGGAGAGUGGAGCUGAUGUUACUGUUGUAACCACUUCUGGCGAUACUGUGAUGCAUGGUGCAGUCUAUGGCAACAACCUGGAUAUUGUUGAGUUAUUUAUUACAGCAGGUUGCGCUGUGAAUGGAGUAAACAAAGCUGGUCAAACGCCACUGAUGUCUGGCAUUGCAUCCAGAUCUAACAUCAGAAUUCUGAAAUCAUUAAUUGAGGCAGAUGCAGACUUGAACCAGCCUGAAAGCAGUGGCCUGAGAACACCACUGCAUGAAGCUAUCCAUCAGCACUAUAAUAAGGCAGCAAUUCUUCUUAUUGAUUCUGGUUGCUACUUGACUGCAGUCAACAGAGAGCGACAAACACCACUGUACUGUGCCAGUGCAAAAGGCAAUGACGAGAUUGUUGCCUACCUGUUGGCAGCCCUUCCCAGACCCCUUCCUCCUACAUCAUUAUCAGCCAUUCCUGUGCAUGCGGCAGCCAAGUUCGGACAUGCACAUACUCUGCAGCUUCUGGCUGAGGCUGGCAGCGACAUUAACCAGAUAAACAGUGAUGGCCUCACACCCCUGCAAGUAGCUGCUCAGGAAGACAACUUCCCUGCUGCAAGGCGUUUACUUCAGCUGGGUUGUGACAUAGAUGCCCAUGCCAAGGUCACCCAUCUGCUUAAGUGUUGUCUCAUGAAUGAGGAUCGCCAUCCACACUUUGCGUUGGAGCCCCUCUUUCUGGCCAUGACUCACCGCAACAUAGAACUCAUGCGCCUCUUUGUGGAUUGCUACAGUCACCUGCCAUUUAUCACCAUUAGACUUCUGAAGGGCUGCCUGAAGACAUCCCGUGAACUCCUUGUUCACUAUUCUGGCACCAUGAAGUCUGACCUCUUGGUCUUGUUUACCGAGACUCUUUCUCAGCCCAAACGGCUGCAGGAUUUGGCACGACGGACAAUCCGUUUAUCCCUGGGGUCUCUUCCUCACAGGAAAGUCACUAGUCUUCCAGUUGCAGAAAAACUGAAGGAUUAUAUCCUGAUGAAAGAUGUUUUUGAAGGAUGGGAUGGAAGUGAUAGGCUAGAUGAAGAAAUCAAAAGUACCUCUUUAGUAUUUAGACGGCGGUUUCUGGAAGAGGACUAAUCAAGAGACAAAAAAGUUGUUUUUUUUCUGAAUCAGUUGUAUUAUCUUCUGAGUGGUUUAUAGAGUGGCUUACAUAGCAUGCAAUAUCCUUUUCACUUAAUGGCCAUUUUCUUCACCCCAUCUGCCUGCCAUGUCUCCAGAACCCAUCCCGCAUUAGUGAAUCCCUUCCAAAGUUUGAUGUGAAACACUACCUCCAGAUGAUGUUUCUCCCUGCCAUUCUGCAGUUGUCUAGUUUAACAGUCAUACUGCACCGAGACAUUUUACUUCCGUAGACAUGAAUUUCUUGAAGUAGCUUCCCCAUCUUUUCAUAAAGUGGUAGUAUAGCUAGGUUGGCAGAGCUCUUUGUUCAAGAAGCAAUGCCACAGUGAGAGAGUAAGCUGUCAUUCAAAUUCUCAGUACUGUAGAACAUUUUAUAUUUAGAAGAAAAAGUGCAUGUUUGUAGAUUCUAGUGUUUAUCAUACUCCUUUGCUCUAGAAUAGUAAGUAGCAAGGGGAAUAAAAUUGACUGCUUUCUUGAGGUCUUGCUUGGGAUUCUGCCUCUGUUGCUUCAUACACUCAGUUGUGCUUGUCUGCUGGUGCUGGAGUUUAAAUAUUGAAGCAUGCAUCUAGACCUGUCAGUUGGAUCCGUUGUGCACAUGCAACAUGGGGCAAACUGGUUUGGAGGCCAAGCCAGCAACUAAAGCUACAUCAUGGCAAAGCAGCUGGCCCUGUAAACAGGUGCCUUAUGUGGAGAAAGAACCGCAUACCCUGAGAAUGAAAGUUGAAAACAG